CUGUUGUCACGGGAUCCGCCCCGCCCCCUCUCUGCCAGGCCCGGCAGCUCCGGGGCCACCGUGUCUCGCAUCUAUCUUCAGAAAUAUCAAGUGUCAAGAUAAAGUGACAAAAAUGACAGAGUUCUGGCUUAUUUCUGCUCCUGGGGAGAAAACAUGUCAACAGACAUGGGAAAAACUACAUACUGCAACUACAAAAAAUAAUAAUCUCUCCACCAAUUCAAAGUUCAAUAUCCCUGACUUAAAGGUUGGCACACUGGAUAUUUUAGUUGGUUUGUCAGAUGAGCUGGCUAAGUUGGAUGCGUUUGUGGAGGGAGUGGUCAAGAAGGUUGCCCAAUACAUGUCUGAUGUUCUGGAAGACAGUAAAGAUAAAGUUCAGGAAAAUUUAUUGGCUAAUGGAGUUGACUUGGUUACUUAUAUAACAAGGUUCCAGUGGGAUAUGGCCAAGUAUCCAAUCAAACAGUCUCUGAAGAAUAUUUCAGAAAUAAUUGCAAAGGGAGUAACCCAGAUUGACAAUGACUUAAAAUCAAGAGCAUCAGCAUAUAACAAUCUGAAAGGCAAUCUUCAGAACUUGGAAAGAAAGAAUGCGGGAAGUUUACUAACUAGAAGCCUGGCUGAUAUUGUAAAAAAAGAGGACUUUGUACUCGAUUCAGAAUACUUAAUUACAUUGGUGGUGGUCAUACCAAAGUCAAAUUACAAUGACUGGGUUAAACAAUAUGAAACAUUAGCAGAGAUGGUAGUUCCACGGUCCAGCAAUGUUCUUUCUGAGGACCAAGAUAGUUACCUGUGUAAUGUCACCUUGUUCAGGAAGGCAGUGGAUGACUUCAGACACAAAGCCAGGGAAUACAAGUUUAUGGUCCGUGAUUUCCAGUAUAAUGAAGAAGAGAUGAAAGCAGACAAAGAAGAAAUGAACAGGCUAUCUACUGACAAAAAGAAACAAUUUGGACCUCUAGUUCGGUGGCUGAAAGUGAAUUUCAGUGAAGCAUUCAUUGCAUGGAUUCAUGUGAAAGCAUUACGAGUUUUUGUUGAAUCUGUUCUAAGGUAUGGUUUGCCAGUUAAUUUCCAGGCAAUGCUCCUUCAACCCAAUAAGAAAACAAUGAAGAAACUGAGAGAGGUUUUGAAUGAUUUAUACAAACACCUUGACAGCAGUGCAGCAGCUAUCAUUGAUGCAACUAUGGAUAUUCCAGGCCUAAACCUCAGUCAACAGGAGUACUACCCAUAUGUGUAUUACAAGAUUGAUUGCAAUUUGCUGGACUUCAAGUAAACCUUUCUUUAUCCUGGCAAUCCUCUUAUAGUGUUGGUGUAAACAAACAGAAGUGAGGCUGAAGUACAAUGAUACUUCUAACACUGUUAGUCCUAUGCUUGCUUCUUACUCCCUUUACUUAGGUGAAUUUUGCCCAUGGUGGUCCAUCUCUUGUCAUUUUCUUGUAAAGAAAAGGUAUUACUGCUUUUAAUCAAUCAAGUCUGUAAAUGUACAUUGAGAGAAUCAGAGUAUUUAUAAACAGAGUCAUUUAUUUAAAGAAAAGGGUAAUUCCUCUUUCAUAUAGUGAUCUGCAUUAAUUUCAUUUACCGUUGUUCAUAAAGACUUCGUUUACAAAGGAAGAUAGUGUAAACAUUUAUGCCAUUUUGUUCUCUGUAUUUAGUAGAUUCACAAGUAUUAACGUUGUUGAAUUGUGAUGUAAAGUAUGUGAGAUUGAUAUACAGUCUGUGCUUUCAGAAUAUUUUAAAUUACAGUUCACAAGCACUGUCAGAGAAAAUAAAAAUAUCUGUGCAAAUGUAUGGUUCAUUUCAUUGUGAUGCAUAGAACUGUAGACGUCUACAGCCAAACAUUACUACAGCUGAUGUAAAGUUGUGAUACAUGCUUUAGAUGACAGUAUAGAAAUGCAGCUUUCAGUUUAACAAAUAUUUGAUGCGAGGUAAACUAAAAUAAACACUUGCACUGUUGUGAGAAAUACUGGAGCAGAUUUUAUUCCUA
Molecule: messenger RNA, 1972 nt
Organism: Pelodiscus sinensis (Chinese soft-shelled turtle)
Lineage: Eukaryota; Metazoa; Chordata; Testudines; Trionychidae
Gene: ATP6V1C1
Product: ATPase H+ transporting V1 subunit C1
Biological process (GO): proton transmembrane transport
Cellular component (GO): lysosomal membrane; vacuolar proton-transporting V-type ATPase, V1 domain
Molecular function (GO): proton-transporting ATPase activity, rotational mechanism
Source: RefSeq, a predicted model, not a curated record